This is a messenger RNA of Arabidopsis thaliana (thale cress), 956 nucleotides long. RefSeq names its product Spc97/Spc98 family of spindle pole body (SBP) component. The transcript has 5 exons. The record is from RefSeq and is marked reviewed. NCBI's taxonomy places the organism in Eukaryota, Viridiplantae, Streptophyta, Magnoliopsida, Brassicales, Brassicaceae. The coding region runs from base 413 to 874 and encodes 153 amino acids.
GAUAGAGUCGCUGGAUAAAAUGCGUAAAGGAAGUAAGAAAGCAGCACUGCAGAUGGUUGACAUGGAAUGCAGUUACCUCACUGUUGAUUUACAACUCUUAUGCAUUGUGUUUGGUGGAUAAUGCAUAUCAAACGUGCAGAGAGUACUGAUCAGUUUACAACUCUUAACCGGAAACUGAGAUUCUCGGUUCGGUUUAACCGGUUUCUACCGAAUUCACAGGACUACAAAUAUUUUAAGUUAGGUAAGGGAAACCAAAAGUCCACAUGUUUCUGAUCCACGUCAGCAUGAAAUUCUAAACGACGUUUCAGCGUAAUUCAUCUUCUCUUGUAUAACACUUCCGAUUCUAAUUAGGGUUUAUCGUUUGCAUCGCUCUUGCCACUACCUCCGGAGUCUGUUUCAUUUGUUUAAGUGAAUGGAGGAAUUAAGCCAAAUCUUGAAGAACAAUAGGACCGAUGAUCUCACUUGGUUUUGCUCUCUCUCAGAAUCUGAACUGGAUUUGCUCAUCAGCUUAAAAAAGCUAGUCAUUCGACGUGCCAAAGUAAGUGGUCUCGAAGAUCUAGUAGCUGACAAAUUUGAUCUUAAGAUGCUCCGAUCUCUCGGGCUUGUGCUAAUGGAGUAUGUAAGAAAAAGAGUAGAAGAUGAUACUUCUCUUGCCCCAAGUGUUGUCCAAGAACUCAGCCUUUUGGAUAGUUGUAACUUGUUGAAAACGCAUGUAGAUGAUACUGUAGACAUUGAGGAGAUUCUGACUGAUAUCUGCAACAAGAAUUGGGCUACAAAAGGGACACGUGUCAAGAUCAGACGGCGGUUCUCAAAGCAACCCGGCAAUUUCCAUGGAAACAGAGGUAUGACCAACAUAGUAAGUACCGUAGAGUAAAACAGAAAACGAACUCACAAAGAAAAUCUUUUAACACUUGUUUUUAUUUGCCUUGUUUUUCUAAGAAACUAAGAUUUGUUUA